Messenger RNA from Notothenia coriiceps (black rockcod), 1202 nucleotides. RefSeq names its product immunoglobulin superfamily member 5-like. The record is from RefSeq and is a predicted model, not a curated record. NCBI's taxonomy places the organism in Eukaryota, Metazoa, Chordata, Actinopteri, Perciformes, Nototheniidae. The transcript is spliced from 9 exons. The coding region runs from base 158 to 1174 and encodes 338 amino acids.
GCAAAGUUCCCUCUGAGUUUCGGGUAAUAUUUAACAGGGAAGUUUUGGGAAAGCAUGAGGAAGGAGCAGCAUCGUUGACAUGUAUCCACGGGUUGUGACACCAGGCUGAGGUCCAUGCAGCAUUGAACAAUGGAUUGACUCGACAGACUGAUUAAACAUGGACUUAUUUUGUCUGUUGCUGCUCCUCCUCUCAUGCAGCAUUCAAGUUGGAGCUGCGAUGAAGCUGUCUCCUGAAGCGCUGACCGUCCUGCGGGGGGACGACGCGCGGUUCACCUGCACUCCCUCCAAGACCAAGUGGACCGUCAUGGUGUGGUUGCUGGACGGCACGGCGGUGCUCACCAUCUCCAAGGAGUUUGGCGUCCUGCCGUCCGUCCACCCUAACGUGACGGCAGAGAAAGGCAGCGUCUCAUCAGGAGACAGCUGGGUGUUUGUGCUGAAGACCACUGAGAGGCGCAACCAGGGACAACUGACCUGUGACCUCCAGGGCAGCGACAGAAGAACAGCCAGCCUGUUUGUACAAGAAAAGGGCAGCGUGAAAGUGAUCGGGGACUCUAGUCUAGUUUUCAAGGGUCAGUCAGUUCUGUUUGGAUGCCACGCUGCGGGAUGGUACCCUCUACCCACUCUGCAAUGGCAUGUGAAUAACAAAACAGUGAGUCAGGGUGAUUACAACAUCAGCAGUGAAGAGUCGGGGGAGAGCCUCUUCACUGUGAGCAGUAACCUCAGUGUUACAGCAGCAAAGAGCUCUUAUGUGGAUUGUCUGGCCUCCGUGUCUGCACUCCGGACACCGCUGAGGAGCAGCUUCCGCCUGACAGUGGUGGCAGAGGUGGUGCAGCUGGAGGACGGCUGCACGGUGCCUCUGGCAGCGAUGGCCUCCCUCUCUGCGAUUCUGCUGCUCCUCCUGCUCUGCAUCUGCACUGUCCUCUGCUACAGACACAGGAGACAAGCAAAGCAGAGCCCACAGGAGGCGGCAAUAAGGUUUGACCAAUCAGUGAGCGGGAGAAGCUUGGUUGCUGAGGCGACAAGGGGGAAGGUCAACCUGGGAUACUCGAGUGAGGGCCCCACAGACCCAGCUUACAGCGAGCUAAACCUGGAAACUCGUAGGCAGCAGCAGGACUUUGUCAGCUUUCUCAAGGUAAGAGAAGGUGGGAGGGCAGAGAGAGUGAGAAAGAAAUAAAAAGCCACAGAAAGACAUCCUAAAGGUC